GUUGCGGCGGCAGACAUCAUCUCACUGUUGUGGUGUCCAAUACCUUUAGUGAUUGGCCUUUCUGGCAUACACGUUUCUGGAAAAACAGCGGACUACAUUUGCAAAUUUUUUACUGGAUACUCGGUGACCUGUCUUACUGUUACGGUGACGUACCUAAGUUUGGUGGUUUUAGCGGUGGAGAGGUUUCAUGCCAUCGUCAAACCCUUUCACUCCACACUGACGUUCACGAACAACUAUAUGCGUUAUGUUAUCGGUUUGAUCUGGAUAACCGCAGUGGUACUUUCCUUGCCCGGGUUCCUUCUUAGCGAAUACGAUGAAAAGUUGGGAAGAUGCCUGGAUCCUUGGACUCUUGAGAAAGCAGGUUCACUCAAAUGGCUUUAUGUUAUGUCAUUGGUUGCGUCUCUCUCUUUCUCGGGUUGUUUGCUUUAUUGCUAUUUUCAGAUACUGAAAGGAAUAUUCAUUAACAGAACCGUUUGUUCAGCUGAAGCUGUAUCUUCAAGGCAGUCGAAUGCAAAGGAAAAGCGAAAACUGGCUUUAAUUUCUUUUACUGUCACAGUUGCUUACCAUUUGUGUUAUCUGCCAUUUUUGGUGUUUGAGCUCUACAUAGCUUUUCAACCUUAUCAGGCAAUUUUGGACAACUACGAAGAUUUGUACAAAGUUUAUCGAGUCGUUGGGUUUGUUAUGUACGUAAAUUCAUGUUUGAAUCCGUUUUUUUAUGGCUUUCAGAGCUCAAAUUACCGAAAGAACUUUGUACGACUCUUUACUAGAAAAACAAAGUUAGAUAACAACAGAAUCUCGUCCAGGUAAAGCAUUACCCUAAGGAUGUUGUUUCUUCUCAAAAAAAGGAAAACAAGGCAAUUUUAUAGCACUGUGAACAUCACUAUUAUGAAGUUCAAGUUAAUUAAGGAUUUCAAUUUAUAAUUGAUGUGUUUUAAUAUUUUUACCAUGUCGCGGUUUGUGAAGCGUCAUAAAGGAACUGUUAAAUUAGUUCAUUUCUCAGAACCUUUAGCACUGUCAUAUUUUCGGUAACUUUGUACUAAGUAGCUCAGAUAAAGGUUUCCGUUUUUUUUCGUUUUUUCUUUCUUUCUUUCUUUUUUUUUUUUUGCUAAAGCGAA
Orbicella faveolata is the source of this 1115-nucleotide messenger RNA. Its product is annotated as neuropeptide Y receptor type 2-like. Gene Ontology annotation, molecular function: neuropeptide Y receptor activity. The record is from RefSeq and is a predicted model, not a curated record. Gene Ontology annotation, cellular component: plasma membrane. Lineage: Eukaryota; Metazoa; Cnidaria; Anthozoa; Scleractinia; Merulinidae. Gene Ontology annotation, biological process: G protein-coupled receptor signaling pathway.